Messenger RNA from Electrophorus electricus (electric eel), 5394 nucleotides. RefSeq names its product ATPase phospholipid transporting 10D (gene atp10d). The record is from RefSeq and is a predicted model, not a curated record. Gene Ontology annotation, biological process: phospholipid translocation. NCBI's taxonomy places the organism in Eukaryota, Metazoa, Chordata, Actinopteri, Gymnotiformes, Gymnotidae. Gene Ontology annotation, cellular component: plasma membrane. Gene Ontology annotation, molecular function: magnesium ion binding; ATP binding; ATPase-coupled intramembrane lipid carrier activity.
ACUCAUUGUGUUUUUGUCUUCCAUUCUGAAGUUACUUCUCUACUUGGUCUUGUUUAUUACCUCAGGGUUGUUUCCUGGAUGAGGAGCGGCCCGUGUGUUUUAGAUUGUCAGGGUUACAGUCACGUACGCCUACGCACGCUGUGCACUCUUCACAUGUGUGAGACAACUACAAAGGCAAAGGAAGCAUGGAGUCUCAGAUUUUAAGGGAAAUUAAAGAUGUUCCGAUGGGAAGUGUAGUUUGACGGAUGCUCGAUAUGUUGGAGAAAAGGCUACUGUCCAAGGUGGAUUUUAGGGACAUUCUCAACUGGUAUCUCCUACUAAAGCACAAGGUACUGUACCUGUAGCACUUUUUCAUGGCCCCUCUGACAAUCACACGGCAGCCUGGUGUGGCCAGAGACACACAGGCAAAGAAGAGGAGGGUGGUUCUCCCAAAUUGGAUUUAUGAUGAAGAAGCUGAACGACUGCAGAAGAAGUACAGCGGAAAUACGAUCAGGACCACCAAGUACACUUUUCUCUCCUUCAUCCCCAGAAACCUGUUUGAGCAGCUUCACCGCUUUGCCAAUGUCUACUUCCUUCUUUUGGCUGCACUAAAUUUUGUGCCAAUUGUGAACGCAUUCCAGCCAGAGAUUGCGUUCAUACCUGUUGUUGCAAUGAUGUCCGUCACAGCCGUGAAAGACCUAUGGGAAGAUCAGCGGCGGCGGAAAUCUGACCGACGUGUCAACAAUCUGCUGUGUGAUGUACAUGACAGGAAGCAGUGGCAGUAUGUGGAGCGGAGAUGGGCUGAAGUCUGUGUGGGAGAUGUGGUGCGUUUGUGUUGUAACGAGAUCAUUCCUGCUGACAUGGUGCUGCUUCACUCGUCUGACCCAAACGGAGUGUGUCACAUAGAGACCGCCAACCUGGACGGAGAAACCAACCUCAAACAAAGGCAGGUGGUCCGAAACAUCUCUCAGCAGGGAGUUGAAUUUACUCCUGAGAAUUUCAACAGUCGCAUUGAAUGUGAAAACCCCAACAAUGACCUGAGACGGUUUAGAGGCUACAUGGAGCACCCCAACAAAGGACGUGUUGGAUUACACAGUGAAAACCUUCUCCUGAGAAGCUGCACAGUGAGAAACACAGAGACUGUGAUUGGCAUUGUAGUCUAUGCAGGUCAUGAGACAAAGGCAAUGCAGAAUAACAGCGGGCCACGCUAUAAGCGUAGUAAACUGGAGCGCCGACUCAACAUAGAUAUUCUGUGGAGUGUGGUUAUACUACUGCUUAUGUGCUUUGUUGGUGCUGUGGGCCAUGGUGUGUGGCUGAGUGGCCUGAAGGAUGCGGUCUUCAUGAUCCCAGACAACACACACCCUGCCCUGGCUGGCUUCUACAUGUUCUGGACUAUGAUUAUUGUCCUGCAGGUGCUCAUCCCCGUCGCUCUGUAUGUGUCUAUUGAAAUAGUGAAGCUGGGGCAGAUCUACUUUAUCCAGAAUGAUCUGGAUCUGUAUAAUGCCAGGCUGGAUUCUGGCGUGCAGUGCCGGGCGCUGAAUAUCACUGAGGAUCUGGGUCAGAUCCAGUAUGUCUUCUCUGACAAAACCGGAACGCUGACGGAGAACCGCAUGCUGUUCCGCAGGUGCACCGUGGCUGGCACAGAGUACCCUCAUCACGAGAACGUACGUGCUAUGGAGCAGUAUGAGGCUGGCAGGCCUCCUGAACACACACUCGGGGUGUGCUCUCACUCCAGUAGGCGGUCCCUCAGCUCUAACCGCAGUUCUGUGUCCCUCAACACACUCGCCGCCACGCCCGACGCACACUCGCCUCCCAAUGCGCUCCGCAGACAUACGGCUGGGGCUUUCAGCAGCGCCAUGGAGUGUGCAGUAGUUCCUGAUCUACACCUGCAGGAGAAGCUGAGAGCCCUUUCCUCCACCCCCUCUCCUCUUUCACGCCAUAACCCGGCAGAGCUUUUCAACAUCCUGGACUUUGUGCUCGCUCUGGCGGCCUGCAACACCGUGGUGGUGUCCUCCCCCAGCCAGCCCCGUCACAUGGUGCAGAUGCCAAUGGCCCGCACUCCACUACGCUCUCUGGAGGACAUGAAGGCCCUGCUGCAGAAGCUCAGCCUCCCCCGCUUCUCCGUGAGCUCCUCCCAGGCUGCGGACAGCCCCCCCAGUUUAACCAGGAGGCUGUUCUCUCGUGGCCGCUCAGCCGUCUACACACCAAACGCCCAUCCGUACGCCCCCGGGCAGUGCCACGCCCAGCCAUACCCCCUCACCGGCUCCACCCCCGUACUGUCAGGCAGCGGAGGCUGGGGGAAGGGUGACGCACGAAUGAAGCCGCAGCCUCGCGUAAAGGUGGAAGAUGAUGAUGAGGACAUUGGUGGUGGAGACUACAGCGAAGACGAGGAGGAGAAAGAGGAGGAGAAGGACCUGCUGUACGAGGCGGAGAGCCCAGACGAGGCGGCACUAGUGCAGGCUGCACGCGCCUACGGCUGCACCCUGCUGGGCCGCUCCCGUGAGCAGCUGCUGGUGAAGCUGCCGGGCGCUGGGCCUCUCUCCAUACCACUGCUCCACCUGCUGCCUUUCCACUCCGCCCGCAAGAGGAUGUCCGUGGUGAUCCGGCACCCGCUCACGGGCCAGGUGGUUGUCUACACCAAGGGGGCUGAUAACGUCAUCAUGGACCUAAUACAGCCCUCGGCUGAUGGCUGCUGCACUCGAGAGAUCAUGAAGCAAACCCAGCAGCACCUGGACGACUACGCCAGAGAGGGCCUGCGUACACUUUGCAUUGCUAAACGAGUGCUGGAGGAGGAGGAGUAUGAGGCGUGGCUUAAGAGGCAUACUUUUGCUGAAACCAGUAUUGAAAACAGAGAGGAACUUCUGCUCGAGUCAGCCCAGAGAUUGGAAAGUAACCUCACACUACUGGGGGCGACAGGUAUAGUGGGGUUGCAAGAUGAUGUUCCAGAGACUGUUGAAGCUUUACAGAAGGCAGGGAUCAAAGUAUGGGUUCUCACGGGGGACAAACAGGAGACAGCUAUUAACAUCGCUUGUGCUUGCAAACUCCUCCAACCUACUGACCACUUACUGACUGCCAACUGUGACAGCAAGGAAGCGUGUGAAUCCCGGCUCUUUGAACUCCAGCAGGAGGUCAGAGCUGCUGCAGAGAGGGGCAUGGUCAGAUCUGAAGACAGUCCUGAUGUAACUGGCUUCACCCUGGUGAUCGACGGCCACACAUUAGACUUUGCUCUGAAGGAGGAGUUACAGAAGGUGUUCCUAGAUCUGACAGGCCACUGCAGAUCAGUCAUAUGCUGCAGAUCCACCCCCUUACAAAAGAGCCAAGUGGUUCGGCUCGUUGGGGACUCUCUCAGGGUCAUGACUCUUGCCAUAGGUGACGGAGCAAAUGAUGUCAGUAUGAUUCAGGUGGCAGAUGUGGGCGUCGGCAUCUCGGGCCAGGAAGGCAUGCAGGCAGUCAUGUCCAGUGACUUUGCCAUCUCCAGAUUUAAACACCUCAGGAAACUGCUGUUAGUUCAUGGUCAUUGGUGCUACACACGACUGGCUAACAUGAUCCUGUACUUCUUUUACAAGAACGUUAUGUACGUGAACCUGCUGUUUUGGUUCCAGUUCUUCUGUGGCUUUUCAGGCAGCACCAUGAGCAACUCAUGGGUGCUGAUCUUCUUUAACCUGCUGUUUACAUCCGCUCCACCGCUGCUCUAUGGCGUGCUGGAUAAGGACGUGUGUGUUGAAGCACUCCUGUGCUGGCCUCAGCUCUACCGGGCAGGACAGAACUCCCAGGCCUACCUCCCAUCCACAUUCUGGCUGACUAUGCUGGAUGCUUUUUACCAGAGCCUGGUCUGCUUUUUCAUUCCAUACUUUACAUAUGCUGGCUCGGACAUUGGGCUCUUCUCUUUUGGUUCUCCAAUCAAUAGCUCAGCACUCCUCAUCAUCCUCUUUCAUCAGGUCAUAGAGAGUCGUACACUGACAUGGCUACAUGUAGCGGUGUUAGGCAGUGCUUUGUUCUACUACAUCUUUUGCCUUGCGUUCAGUGUCACAUGUGUGACAUGUAACUCUCCCACAAACCCCCUUGGCAUUGAGAGCAGACUCAUGUCUGAACCGCUUUACUACUGUGUGUGUGGAAUAACCGUGGUGGUAGCAUUACUACCCAGGGUGUUGUAUCGUGUUCUCUUUAACUCCAUCUGUCCCUCUGACUUGGUGAGGGCUCAGAUACUGGAGAGGUCCUCCCCUGAGUAUUGGCCCAAAAUCCACAGGUGGAAAAAGAACAAACCUGCCAUGCAAAAGCAAAACUCCAUGCACGUCUCUAAGUGCUUCAGUGUGAAUGCUGAUGGGACCCACUCUGUGGCCAGCACAUCACAAACGGGCUCCAUUUUUUCCUGACCAGUGUGAUCACAGGUGGGAUCACUGGGGAGGUACUUGCCUGAACCUGUCAACUUUCAAGUGGACUCCUUUGCUCUUAUUAAUGAUAGUGUUCAUUUCCAACACCAAUGUGCCUUCCUGCUUACUGCUUACUUAGCUUGACCAGCUGUCUAUCUGUUCUCCACUUGCACCAGAGCAUUGCCUUAAAGACGACAACCUGCCUCUGUAGGCUGCUUUAAGUAACCCACUCAUACUUUGGAGGCAGAACGAACUUGUGUGGGCAUGUUGAGGACAGUGUCCAUGUGGUCUCUGGGCCUGUAUUUUGAGGUUCAUUCAAUACAAGAAGUUUGGACCAGUUAGCUGCUCAUAGGUCACAAAUGUUACGUUGUAUCUGACCACACAAAAAUGCAUAUUACACAAGACCCGUAAUACGAGACACACGGGGUUUUUUGUGCACUCUCAUAUAUACCAUAAGCCUAGACAUACCUGUGUGGACGCAAGUUUGAAAUGCAAACGGAAAUAGUAUAAUGUCAGAAGGCUGAAUUGGACUGUUGAUUGACUGAAGUGUUGCUUUUUGUAACCAACAUUAAUAGUCUGGUGCAAACCAGGGAUUCUACACUGUGGUAUGAAAAAAUGUAAGAUACUGUGUGUGCGCGUGUGUGUGUGCGCGUUUAUAUGCAAGGAAACAAAAUUAGCAACCGAGUCAUAACCUCUGUCCAUUUAAAAAGUAUUUUUGCUAUCAACAGAAAAUAGGGGGGAAAAAAAAGGUUUUUUUAUCUUUUACUGAAGACCUCAGCUGGAAAAGUUGUACAAGAAUGUGAGUUUGGCAAAGGCACAAUCAUAAUUGACUUAAGUCCUUACUGUUUGGUAUUAUCACAAAAAGCAAUCGCAUGGUGCAGACAUAUCUCAUUUGUGCAUUCACUCAUAUCAGGUCAUGAACUGUUGUAAGAAAAACAUCAACAAAAUUGCAUUAGAAAAUAUCAGUACACCACUGAUUUAUUUAUUUAUUAUGCACAUAGCAAUAGUAGCAGCAUACAAUUUCAAAUAAACUAGACUCCUGUGG